UAGUAGGUAGGCACCUACCUAAAUAUACACUAAACUAUUUUAUUACUAUAAUAGACAAUAUACAGGUUUAAUCAUAUCAUCGAGGUUCGAGGUAAUUACUAAUGUGGUUCCGUACGGUGUUAAACGAGAUUGAGGAUGAUAUUUCUUAAUACGUAAAAAGUCUACACAGCUGCAAGAAACAUGGACAGUGAAAUCGUUGUGCAGGACCUCGAACUACAGUCGCUGAUCGGAUUCGACGGCAAUCCGGUGAACGGUCUUAUACUGCACCCGGACGGCGUUCAUCUGGUGUACCCGCUCGGCACUAACAUCGCGGCGUACCAUUGGCGCACAAAGGCUCAGCGGUUUUUCGAGGGGCACACGAACGUGAUAUCCGCUGUCACGGUGUCGACUUCCGGCCGGUACGUGGGUUCUGGUCAAGUGAACUACAUGGGGUUUCGGUCGCCGAUAAUCGUGUGGUGUUUCCACACCGGUCAGGUGGUGGCGAAAUACGAGUCGCACAAGGUGCGCGUCGAAUCCGUCGCGUUCUCGUGCUGCGAAAACUUUCUGAUAUCGCUGGGCGGCGUCGACGACGGUUCGGUGAUCGUUUACGACAUCGACAAGCGGGAGGUGCUGUGCGGGUCGUCGUCCGUCAAGUCGACCGCGGGCUCGGCAACGGUGCUCCGGCCGGUGCACAUGCGCGGCGAGUGUUUCGUCGUGGCUGGCGAUAACAUACUCAGGCUGUGGACGCUCAACAGGGAACAGCGGAACAUCCAGGGGCUGGACGGUUCGUUCGCCAAGAUCAAGCGCAAGAUCUUGUGCACCGUCAUCGACCGGCUGGACGAGUACGCGUACUGCGGCACCAGUACUGGCGACGUGAUGAAAAUCAAACUGAACUUCUCGGCCGACACAGCCGUGGUGGCGCCUACCAACGCUCCGACUCUGGUCGGGUGUUUCGCCAAGUACCCGCCGGCCGGCAAGAACAGGCGCGGCGUUUCUGCCGCCGCCACCGUGGAACUGUAUAGCAAAGGAAUCACGGCGCUGUACCUGGUCGCGGACGGCACCAUGCUGGUGGGUUCCGGGGACGGCGUCAUCGAGUUGGUCAAGCAGAAGGUCCGCGACGGCGGUAACUCUUCCCGCGGUCGCAGCUCGUACAGUAAGCCGGGCAGCACCCGGCUGGCAACGCCCACCCGCCCGCUACUGGUGGCCAUCAAAUCAGCCAACGUCGAUUCGUCCGUGACCAGCAUACAGCUGAUGGACGACGGCGUCGUACUGGUGGGCACCGUCAACUGCGAGCUGUUCGCGAUCCGGGCGCGCGACUUCGACGUCACCUGUCUGUUCACAUGUCACACGUCUGUGGUGUACGAUCUGGCGUUCCCUCACGGCUACAGCAAGGUGUUCGCCACCGCCAGCAAGCAUGACGUGCGCGUCUGGUCGGUGGACACGCUCCAGGAGCUGCUCCGUAUCACUGUGCGCAACUUCACGUGCUCCGGCGUGCUGUUCUCGUACGAUGGCGCGCAGAUCGUCACGUCGUGGAACGACGGCAACAUCCGGAUAUUCGCACCGGAAACCGGACGGCUGCUGUACGCCAUAAACAACUGUCACAAUAAGGGCGUUUCGGCCAUCGCUAUGUCCAAGGACGGUCGGAAACUGCUGAGCGGUGGAGGUGAGGGCCAGGUCCGGGUAUGGCAGGUGGACAAUCUCAACGGGGCGCUGCAGGCCGUGCUCAAGGAGCACAAAGGUCCGGUGAGCUCGAUCGACGUUCACCAGUUGGGCCACGAGGCGAUCACGGCUAGUGCGGACGGCACGUGUGUGGUCUGGGACAUUGUCCGGUUCACGCGGCUGUCCAUCAUGUUCUCGUCGACGAUAUUCACCAGUGCCAAGUACCAUCCUAAUGGCGCCCAACUGCUCACAUGCGGCACCAAUAGGUACAUUGGAUUUUGGGAGGCGCUCGACGGGUCGUUGAUACGCGAGAUCGAAGGAUCGUCGGCAUCCGCGCUCAACUCACUAGAUGUUACGCCUAACGGCAAGUACAUCGUCACCGGCAGUUCAGAUCAGAUGGUGAAGGUGUGGCUGUACAACGAGGGGGUGCCCACGCACGUUGGGGUGGGUCACGCGGGUGUGGUGACAAACGUGAAGGUGAGUCCGGACGGUAAGUUCGUAGUGAGCACAAGCGCGGACGGCGGCAUAUUCUUGUGGCGCUUUCCGCACGCCGCGGACACUGCACCGCCUGGUAGCCGGUGCAGCGCAAACAGCGGCGGCGGUGGUGCAGGCAGUCUGCGGGAACAGCAGACCGACCGUUCGAGGCAGCUGUCGCUGAAGAAGACGUUGCCGGCCCGGAAGGAGAACAUCAACGUCAUAUCGAAGGCGCAAAAGGUACGGACGUCCACGGAUUAUAGUAGAUCGACUACGGCAGCCGCGUCGGUAGUAACGGGUAACGCGAACGACAACGAAAAGGCCGUCGACGAAGGAUCGGUAAAAUGUCUGUGCCGGCGCGGGUCGACGGCCACUUGUGUUUGUUGCGACCUCGGUACCGGUGGUCGGAAGAUCAAACCGUUUGUUCGAUGACGAGUGCGCGAGUGCCUAAAUUAUUAUUCGUACUUGACAGUAUAAUAAUUGUAAUUUAAG
Rhopalosiphum maidis (corn leaf aphid) is the source of this 2604-nucleotide messenger RNA. Its product is annotated as cilia- and flagella-associated protein 52-like. Gene Ontology annotation, molecular function: protein binding. The coding region runs from base 181 to 2544 and encodes 787 amino acids. NCBI's taxonomy places the organism in Eukaryota, Metazoa, Arthropoda, Insecta, Hemiptera, Aphididae. The transcript is spliced from 2 exons. The record is from RefSeq and is a predicted model, not a curated record. Gene Ontology annotation, biological process: cilium assembly.